AUGGCGACCGGCGGCGCUGCCGUGGUGACGGCACUUGUUGAUAAGAAAGGAGGGAAAAGCCAUGUGUGGAAACAUUUCGGAUUCGCGGCUGAUGACGAGGGGAACAUCAUAGAUCCUCAAAAACCAAUUUGCAAACGAUGUCAUCGAAGUUUUCUCUCAAAAGCAGGAAACACAUCAAACCUAAUAAAACACCUCAAAGACCGACACCCGGAUCUGAUGAAAGAGUUCAAGCAGAUGCAGGGUGAGGAAGAUCAUGAAACACCCCAGCAAACUUUAAAACAGCCAACAGUUACAGAAGCUUUUCAGCGGCAGCAGAAAUAUGACAAAAACUCACCUGAGGCAAGAAAGCUAAACCGAGCUGUUGCUGAAUUCAUAUGUAUGGAUAAAGUCCCCAUUUAUACUGUUCAAAAAUGUGGAUUCCAGCAGCUGCUUCAUCACUUCAACCCAAAAUACCAGCUUCCAAGUCGAAACUUUUUCAUGUACACUGAGAUUCCACGCAUCUACAAUGACACCAGAGACCUCAUAAUGCAGCAUCUCGGAGAGAAACCAUUUUACAGUUGCACAACUGAUCUUUGGACAAGUAGAACGGCUGACACUUUCAUGUCUGUAACUCUGCAGUACAUUACUAAAUCAUGGGAAUUGCAAUCCUGGUGUCUUGGAUGUUGUGGUCUCAACACUGAUCACACCGCUGAAAGUUUGAAGGAGGCCUUUGAAGAAAAACUUGAAGACUGGAAGUUGGACAUUGCAAGAAUGUCAGGCAUCACAACAGACAAUGCCACAAAUAACAAAAAAGCCUUUGAGGAUUACACCUGGAUUCCUUGUUUUGGACACAAUCUCCACCUUGCUGUGAAUAAGGCAAUAGAAAUAAACAGGGUGUCCGCAGCGCUGUCAAGGCUUCGAAAAACAAUUUCUGCGUUCACAAGAUCACCAAAACUUUCACGCCAGCUGGCCAAAAAACAGAAAGAUCUGUCCUCUCCAGACCACAAACUCAUUCAUGAUGAACCCACUCGCUGGAAUUCUUCAUAUGAUAUGGUGGAACGUUUCUUGGAGCAGCAGCAGGUUGUCUGUGCAGUCCUGGCUGAAGACAGGAAAAAAUGGUAUCUGAUGCCAAAAGACUCAGACAUUACAGUUUUAGAAACUGUUAAAGCCGUUCUUGAGCCACUCAGUCCUUUUACUGAUGCACUUAGUGGGGAAAAACAUACCACCCUGUCCUCAGUCUUGCCAUUACUCUGGAAGAUAUUUGAGUGUCUUAGUCAUAAACAAAGUGACUCUGCAUUAGCCCAAGAGAUGAAGGAAAAGAUACACGAGUAUCUUAAGCAUCGCUAUGAUGACCUGCAGCUGCAGUUUCUUUUGAACACUGCAACUUACCUUGAUCCAAGAUUUAAAAACAGCUUUGUUUCUCUUAAGGGUGAUGAUGUGAAGCAAAGUCUCCUGGAUGAGGUGAGGAAAAUGGGCAAUGCAGAAAGUGCAUCUCGGGUGUCGGGAGGAGAGUCAAGUCAAGAAGUCAGGCCAUCAAAAAAAUCCAAAAAUGAUCUGAAGCAUCUGCUUUCCUCCAUACAAGGGGAAAAGAAAGAAAAAGGAGAGCCAACAUGCUCAAGUCAAGCAAAUCUUUCUGCAAGUGACGAGUUAAAUGGUGAAUUCUUGGUGUACAGUCAGAUGCCUGAGAUCAGUGCUGAGGAUGAUCCACUUUCCUGGUGGAAAACAAAUAUGGCAAUGGCAAAACAGUCAAACUCAGAGGCAAUUGUUGAUAGCAAUUCAGUAAAAUCCUCAGCAAAGGCUGGAGAGUAUUUUGGAGGCCUGUAA
Pimephales promelas (fathead minnow) is the source of this 1803-nucleotide messenger RNA. The record is from RefSeq and is a predicted model, not a curated record. NCBI's taxonomy places the organism in Eukaryota, Metazoa, Chordata, Actinopteri, Cypriniformes, Leuciscidae.